AUGGUACUGCCGCCCCCUGACAAGCGGCAUGUCUGUCUAACCACCAUUGUAAUCAUGACCAGCAUGGCCUUCAUGGAUGCAUACCUUGUGGAGCAGAACCAGGGCCCACGGAAAAUAGGCGUCUGCAUCAUUGUCCUGGUUGGGGAUAUUUGCUUUCUUAUAGUCCUCCGUUAUGUGGCAGUUUGGGUGGGUGCAGAGGUAAGGACUGCAAAGCGUGGCUAUGCCAUGAUCCUCUGGUUCCUCUACAUAUUUGUUCUUGAGAUCAAGCUCUACUUUGUCUUCCAGAACUACAAGGCCGACCGGAAAAGUCUGGAGACAGUUGCUCGGAAAGCGUUGACUUUGUUGCUCUCAGUUUGUGUGCCAGGGCUAUACCUUGUUCUGGUUGCGCUCGACAGCAUGGAAUAUGUAAGAACCUUCCGGAAGAAAGAGGACAUGCGGGGUCGACUGUUCUGGGUGGCACUUGACUUGUUGGAUGUACUGGAUAUUCAGGCCAACUUGUGGGAGCCACAGCGGACAGGUCUGCCCAUCUGGGCAGAGGGUCUGAUGUUCUUCUACUGUUACAUCCUGUUGCUGAUUCUGCCAUGCGUUUCUCUGAGCGAGAUCAGCGUACAGGGUGAGCACGUAUCACCUCAGAAGAUGAUGCUCUACCCUGUCCUCAGCUUGGUGACCAUUAACAUUGUUACGAUUCUCAUUCGAGGUGUGAACAUGGUGUUAUUCCAAGACAGCCGAGUCUCGACCAUCUUCAUCGGCAAAAAUGUGGUUGCCAUCGCAACCAAGGCCUGCACCUUCCUGGAGUACCGGCGACAAGUAAAGGAGUUCCCUCCGCAAGAUCCUGCAGGCAUUGCCAUGGAGAUACACCAGAACUCUGUGCCACACAAUCAAAUUCUGCCAAAUGUCACUACCACCCUCCCAGAAGAGCACUCACCUGCCCGUGAAGUCAUUGACACGUGACCUGAGCUGAUAAAAACUUUGUGUCACUUUCAAACUUUUUUUAAGAUUUAACUUGAACUUUAAGGUCAACAGGGAAAGAAGGAAACCUUAGCGAGUCCAGACCAAGGCAAGUUGAGGUAUCCUUCUUCUGGUCCCUUUACUAGACAGCAAGGAGUU
Xyrauchen texanus (razorback sucker) is the source of this 1107-nucleotide messenger RNA. RefSeq names its product transmembrane protein 121Aa (gene tmem121aa). The record is from RefSeq and is a predicted model, not a curated record. The transcript has a single exon. Bases 1 to 951 code for a protein of 316 amino acids. Lineage: Eukaryota; Metazoa; Chordata; Actinopteri; Cypriniformes; Catostomidae.